CAAUGAUGCCACUUUUCCACCUUUCAUCUAGCCUUAACGUCUUUUUUCCCACUUCCAACAAACCUAGUAUAACAGCCAUGGCGAAGACAAAAUCCAGAAUUCAGCCGUUCUUAGAGGCUGUUCGUAACGCCAGACAACUCAUCUUCACCGUCAUCGUCAUCGCCAUUUUCGCCAUCGCGUGGUUGGUCCAGGGUGGAUCGAUUGACAUGCCAGAAUGGACCAAAGACAUGCGACAUCUCGAGGGGGACGACUGGACGAAAUAUGCGGUGAUAAUCAUCGUCGCUGUUUGUGUGGUUUUUGCGCUCAUGAUGGCGACGGGGAUAGCGUUAUUGAGAUCGGAUAGUGCUCAUGGGUAUUCCUGAUUUUCGGGUUCCACGGAGACCUGGAGACCUUUCUGACGACCAUGAAAAUAAAUGAAGAUUUGAUUGAUGACGCAAUGAUAGAAAUGGAUAUACAGCGAGCGAAGCGUUUAUGUAAUCCGGGGAUUUCUUCGAGCUGGGAUUCGGAGUUGAACUGCGCCGCUGCGGUAAUGAUAAUGAGAUUCCCGUAUGUAGAGUAUUUAUAUGCCGUCAUUGGCUAUAAAUAAUGGAGCUUAGGUCAACCACUGUUUGUAAGGGAAGCGAUGUUAAUAAUCCAAUUAUAUUUUCUGGCAAACCUUUCUGUUUGUAUGCAUCUCCAUUCGAAGCAAAAGCAGAGCCUUAGAUCUUUAUAUCUAAAGAUAUCUCCGCAAUAAUAACCACUCUACCUAG
Messenger RNA from Fusarium odoratissimum NRRL 54006, 749 nucleotides. RefSeq lists its product as uncharacterized. The annotation marks the transcript as partial. The transcript is spliced from 2 exons. NCBI's taxonomy places the organism in Eukaryota, Fungi, Ascomycota, Sordariomycetes, Hypocreales, Nectriaceae. The record is from RefSeq and is a predicted model, not a curated record.